This is a messenger RNA of Orycteropus afer afer, 1167 nucleotides long. It is a transcript of the gene RAD9A, whose product is annotated as RAD9 checkpoint clamp component A. Bases 1 to 1167 code for a protein of 388 amino acids. NCBI's taxonomy places the organism in Eukaryota, Metazoa, Chordata, Mammalia, Tubulidentata, Orycteropodidae. The transcript is spliced from 11 exons. Gene Ontology annotation, biological process: DNA replication checkpoint signaling; DNA repair; mitotic intra-S DNA damage checkpoint signaling. Gene Ontology annotation, cellular component: checkpoint clamp complex. The record is from RefSeq and is a predicted model, not a curated record.
AUGAGGUGUCUGGUGACGGGCGGCAACGUGAAGGUGCUCGGCAAGGCCGUCCACUCCCUGUCCCGCAUCGGGGACGAGCUCUACCUGGAACUCCUGCACGAUGGGCUCUCCCUCCGGACCGUGAACUCCUCCCGCUCGGCCUACGCCUGCUUCCUGUUCGCCCCGCUCUUCUUCCAGCAGUACCAGGUGGCCCCCCCUAACCAGGACCCCGUCCGCUGCAAGAUCCUGAUGAAGUCCUUCCUGUCGGUCUUCCGCUCCUUGGUGACGCUGGAGAGGACGGUGGAGAAGUGCUGCAUCUCCCUGAACGGCAGGAGCAGCCGCCUGGUGGUCCAGCUGCACUGCAAGUACGGAGUGAGGAAGAUUCACAACCUGUCCUUCCAGGACUGCGAGUCCCUGCAGGCUGUCUUCGACCCAGCGUCAUGCCCCCAUGUACUCCGAGCCCCGGCCAGGGUCCUGGGGGAGGCUGUUUUGCCCUUUCCCCCUGCGCUGGCCGAAGUGACACUGGGCGUUGGUCGAGGCCACAGGGUCAUCCUGCGAAGCUACCAAGAGGAGGAGGCAGAUAGCGACAUCAGAGCCAUGGUGACAGAGAUGAGCAUUGGGAAGGAAGACUUCCAGCAGCUGCAGGCCCAGGAAGGGGUGGCCAUCACUUUCUGCCUCAAGGAAUUCCGGGGGCUCCUGAGCUUCGCCGAGUCAGCCAAUCUGUCCCUCAGCAUGCACUUCGACACUCCAGGCAGACCAGCCAUCUUCACCGUUGAGGACACGCUGCUGGAUGGCCACUUUGUCUUAGCCACGCUGUCAGAGCCAGACCCGCAGUCCCAGGACCUGGGCUCCCUGCAGCCCUGCCGGCCACAGCCUCCGCUCCAGGCUCACAGUACACCCCACCUGGACGACUUCACCAACGAUGACAUCGAUUCUUACAUGAUUGCCAUGGAAACCACCGUGGGCAGUGAGGGCUCUCGGGCACCGCCCCUCCUCUCUCCGGGCCCCCAGCCCUCUUGCAGCCCUGGCCCAAACUCGGAGGAGGACGAGGCUGAGCCCAGCACAGUGCCCGGGACCCCCCCACCGAAGAAGUUCCGCUCCCUGUUCUUCGGCUCCAUCCUGGCCCCCGCACACUCCCCUCAGGGCCCCAGCCCUGUGCUGGCCGAGGACAGCGAAGGCGAGGGCUGA